AUGCACUCUUCAAGGGGCCUUUGCUUUCUGGCAGCGUUAGCGUUGGUGACGCUCUGCGCUCUUUUUGUGCUCCCCACGACCGACGCACAGGCCGAGCUAAUCGGUGCCGCGCCGUACAAACUGAAGGUGGAUUGCCCCGCGAAGCAUCUCACUGAGGAGAACUUUGAACAUGACACCCAGGCUUCUGGUGGCAUGACCAGCGGCAACUGGCUGAUCCUCUUUGUGCCAAGCAGCGAUGCUGCCACAACAGACCGUUAUUCCCAGCAGGUGGUGAACGAGAUCACCAGCUUUGACUCGUUUGUGCGGCUCUCGACUGAGGUGUUGAGCAUGUAUCAGGUACUACCAGCCUACGUUCUCUGCGACGAGAGCCCUGCUUUGUGUGCGCGGUUUAGUGUUGAGAAGUCGUCGGCGAAGCUCAUAAUUCUAAGUGCGCGGCGUAUGUAUCCAUACCCUGAGCAGCACAUCCGCUCCGUUACUGACAUGGAGCUCUUCGUCUCGGUCUUUCUCCGCAUGGAGAGCAGGGCCGUUCCGCCCCCACUGCCUGGUAUGACCAUCUGGAGGCAGCUCAUCUUGCUGCUCGGCGGUGCCAUCGGCAUUGCUCUCGUGUGGUCGUUUGCGCCGCGUCGCAUGAGCGCGCCGCUGCCACCGAGCUUGUCGUCCACCCACGUCAAAAUGGACUAG
Molecule: messenger RNA, 681 nt
Organism: Leishmania braziliensis MHOM/BR/75/M2904
Lineage: Eukaryota; Euglenozoa; Kinetoplastea; Trypanosomatida; Trypanosomatidae
Exons: 1
Coding region: 1-681 (226 amino acids)
Source: RefSeq, a predicted model, not a curated record